UUUUACACGAGAGAAAGACAUGCGAAUAAAUGAAGAGAAAAAGGUUUUGGAAAGCAAAUGUGAAAGAGCAAAUAAUUUGUUAAAGAGGAAAAAGAAGUGUCAAAAGUUACUGGUGGUACCUACAAUGCCCUCUCAUGUUAGGAUCAUUGAUGAAACUACUAAGGAAGCUGCGGUGGUGGACCCCGUCGAGCCACAUAAGGUGCUUAGAGUUGCUCAAGAGAACCAAGUUGACCUCAAAUUUGUUCUCACCACUCAUCACCACUGGGAUCAUGCUGGAGGGAAUGAUGAAAUAAAACAGCUUGUUCCUGGAAUAAGAAUUUAUGGUGGAUCAGUUGAUAAUGUGAGGGGUUGUACAGACAGUUGAAAAUGGUGACAAGGUAUCCCUUGGUGCUGAUAUCAGCAUCUUAUCUCUUCACACACCAUGGUACUGAUAUACAGGACGACACAUCUGCUCAGUAGGACAACAUUCGUAUCAGCUUAUUGGUGAGCCCCAUCUCAUUCGGGGUUUAGUCAACUUUUGUUUUAUGAUUAAUUAUGCAUCUAAAGGUAUGCUGGGGGCCUUGUCCCAGUAAGUAUGUUUUUCAGUCAGACUCAUGAUAGAGGUUUCAUAGACUAGACAAGUCAGUUAUGUCAUGUCAGACAUUUGGAGUCGUAUAGCCAUUUUGGCUCACUCAUGCUUAAACAAGUAUUUUAUUAAGUAUUAUGACU
Lycium barbarum (goji berry) is the source of this 708-nucleotide messenger RNA. RefSeq names its product hydroxyacylglutathione hydrolase cytoplasmic-like. Lineage: Eukaryota; Viridiplantae; Streptophyta; Magnoliopsida; Solanales; Solanaceae. Gene Ontology annotation, molecular function: hydroxyacylglutathione hydrolase activity. The record is from RefSeq and is a predicted model, not a curated record. Bases 20 to 364 code for a protein of 114 amino acids. The transcript has 4 exons.